AUGAGACGUAUAUUGGACGCGACUAUAAGUGAACUGUGGGCUGACAAAGAGAGGAAGUUUACGUUAUCAGAUAGUGAAUUGCCGUAUUUCUUUAAUUGGUGGUCUAGAAGACAUGAUACUGUUCGCCGGAUGGUGUACGAGCUGAUAAGACAGGGUCGCCUUAUGAUAGUUGGAGGUGGCUGGGGGAUGGCGGACGAGGCCUCCACAUAUUACCAGUCCGUUAUUGACAGUUAUACGUAUUCUUUGAGAAAAAUCAAUGCUACGUUCCUCUCCUGCGGUCGGCCGCUGGUUGCUUGGCAAGCGGAUACUUUCGGUCAUUCGCGGGAAUACGCGUCACUGAUGGCCCAAAUGGGAUACGAUGGGUUAUUCAUAAAUCCUAUCAGUUUCGACGAUGAGAUUAUCAGAAUGGAUAGGAAGGCAUUGGACUUUGUUUGGAGGGGGAGUGAUGAUUUGGGACCAGAAACAGACAUCUACACGCACAAACUAUUCGACGGCUACUGGUCGCCACCAGGCUUUUGCUUCGACAGCAUGUGCUCGGAUCCACUUUUUAUAACCUCAGAUACCUUCUUCAGUAACGUCGAUGAACGGGUUGAUCUCUUCGUUAAGUCUAUACGAGACCGCCAGGCUCCAAGCUAUAACACCAAACAAGUGCUGGUGAUGAUGGGUAAGAGGCUGGGCUACUUCAACGCGAAGAUAUGGUUCGAAAACAUUGACAAGCUAAUUGAUAAUGUUAACAAAAAGUCUUACAAAGAUGGCGACCAAAUAAAUGUCAUGUAUUCAACGCCUGCUUGUUACUUGAAGUCUGUUUAUGAAGAAAAUCCAGUUUUGGAAACAAAGCAGGAUGACUUCCUUCCCUACGCAUACGAUAAAUAUUCGUAUUUAUCCGGAAUGUAUACGUCUCGUCCGACGUUCAAAUACUUGGUGAGGGAAGCUAACAUAUUCCUACAGAUGUCAAAGCAGUUACAAGUUUUAGGCAACUUGGGGAAUAAUGAUGCUUUGUUCGAGGAAUUUAUGUGGAUUAUGGGUGUAUCACAGGACCACAAUAUAAUAUCUGGUGCGAUGAGACCCCACGUACUUAGUUUUUAUACGAAGAAAUUAUACCUUGCGGUACAGAGAUCUACUCUACUGAUAGAGGAGGCGUUCAAUAAGAUUCGUGGAUGUCCAAAAACGACGGAGUACCGAUUGUGUUUCUUCAAUCACUCAGCUUGUCCCAAUACGGAGAAGAGUACCUUUCAUAUAAUGGUGUACAAUCCCCUGGCUUGGUCGGUGACGAUGCCAGUGAGAUUACCGAUUUUAAAUAAAAUGUACGAUGUGUUUGAUCCAAAAGGAGAUAAAAUGAAGGCUGUUGCCAUGAAAAUACCAGAACAAGUAAAGAAAAUACCAAACAGACGCAGUAAAGCCGUAACCGAACUGGUUUUCAUGGCUAAACUCCCAGCGUUAGGUUUCAAAUCGUAUUUCGUCGACGAGACGGAAACAUUACGACGGAAGAAAUCAAUAAUAAAGAAAAUCAACAAAAAAACGCAAAAGAAAUAUUUCAUACGACAAACGGCUAGGGAUAACGCAACGUAUUUCAAUGACGAAGAAAAUAAUUAUUACAAGGAAAUUAAAUCAAUGAAUAAUAUAAGUAACAUUAACGCAGCUGAUGAUUAUAACGAUAUUGUAGUUCCCACGAGAACUGAAACCCCUGAUUUCAUUAAUUACAUUAAUGAUAAAAUGACAACGCAGAACGAUGACGUCACAACUGAUAAAAGUAUUAUCAAAGAUACGAUUUUAGAAGAUGAUUCGAAUCGUAAUUAUAUGGAAAAAGAGAAAUAUUUAUUUGAAGAAUCCACUGAGAGUUUUAUAAGAAAUAAGUACAUCCAGAUUAAUUUAAACGAAUAUCGAAAGGUAUCCAGCUUAAAUCUUUCAAAUGGUAUCAAUAUAAACUUAGAUUUGCAAUUUUAUUUCUACGUCUCGGACGAUCCUUUACAACUAAAUAACACCAAGAGGAGUCCUGGCGCUUAUAUUUUUCGACCCAUGGACAACGAACCGGAACCGAUUAUAGACAACUUCGAAACGAAAAUAUACAAAAGCUAUAUAUUAGAAGAAAUACAUAGUAAAUACUCGGAUUACGCUUCUUUUGUACUGAGACUGUAUGUCGAUAGUCCAGUACUGGAAGUUGAUUGGAUAAUUGGUCCGGUUCCCGUGAGUGAUCAUUUGGGCAAAGACGUUUUUAUAAGAUACAUGACUGACUUGGAAAACAAUGGAGUUUUCUAUACAGAUGCCAAUGGAAGGCAGAUGGUUAAAAGGAUAAGGAAUAAGAGAGCGUUGUACGAGCCAUAUAAUUUAGAUCAUGUUGCAGGUAACUUUUAUCCAGUAACAUCUAGAAUUUAUAUGGAAGACACAAAGAAAAACUUGCGUUUAUCGAUUUUCAACGAUCGUUCCCAAGGCGGCGCAUCCCUUCAAGACGGUUCUAUCGACUUAAUGGUUCACAGGCGAAUAUUAACGGACGAUAGUGGCGUACAAACAUAUUUAAAUGAAACGGAAAAUGAUGCUGGAAUCAUUGUCAGGGGAACACACUACUUAUAUCUAACGAAAGCCGAUUUUAAACAAAAUCGAUUAUUCGAAAAGAAAUUCCUCAAAGAAACCGAACUGAAACCACAGAUAAUAGUGUCAAAAAUAAGUCAAAUGACAGAUAAAACAUACUGGCUCAAAUACAAGAAUCAAUUUUCAGGUUUAAAAACUAAACUGCCCUUUGGAGUACACAUUUUGACAUUACAGCAAUGGGAUCAGCAUACGUUACUGUUGAGGUUAGAGAAUUAUUUAGAAAAUAUCGACGUCGUCGCAAAUAGAAUUAAGAGGAUAUUUUUAAGAGAUUUAUUUGUGAAUGUUAAGUUGAAAAAAGUUUCAGAGACAAAUUUAUCGGCCAAUAUUAAUUUAAUUGAUUGGGUUCCGCUGCUAUGGCGCACUAAUGGGACUUUUGUAAAGAAUUUCAAUGAAUUUUAUGGUGAUGGGAAAAUUGAAUACAGCAACGACGUGUUGGGUUCGCUUGAAGAUGUCGAUUUAAAUAAAGAGGUCACUUUAAUUCCGCAGCAAAUAAGAACUUUUUUAAUUGAUUUUGUAUACCUAUUUUGAUUAAUAAAGAUAUAUUUUUUAUCUAUAGUU
This is a messenger RNA of Vanessa tameamea, 3144 nucleotides long. RefSeq names its product lysosomal alpha-mannosidase-like. The transcript is spliced from 15 exons. Lineage: Eukaryota; Metazoa; Arthropoda; Insecta; Lepidoptera; Nymphalidae. The record is from RefSeq and is a predicted model, not a curated record. Gene Ontology annotation, molecular function: alpha-mannosidase activity; carbohydrate binding. The coding region runs from base 1 to 3114 and encodes 1037 amino acids. Gene Ontology annotation, cellular component: lysosome. Gene Ontology annotation, biological process: mannose metabolic process.